UGGCGUCUGUUCACUCUCUGUAGGGCAAGAGUUCAACAGCUUUACUCUAUUAAGAAAAUAACCCUGAACCAUUUCUUAAGAAAGCUCUCAUUUAACAACCGUCUUCAAUAACAGUAUGGAAUGAUUCUACUGGAAAAAAUGUUUUGAAGCCAAAGUUUUUGCCUGGAAUGUUUUACGCACUUUAAUGGGAUAACAAUUCUUCUGGAGAAAAUAAUCUGACAUUUUCAAGGAUGCCGAUAAUGCUGCUUCCCAUAGUUGACUCCUGACAUCUUGUCUUACAAUGAGCGAGGAUGGAUAGCUCAACCAGCCCCACAGCAGAGUCUGCUGUUUCCAAUGGAUUUGUCAACAGUGUGUUCAAUAUUACGCUAGACGAGGAAAGUAAAACAGGGAUCUCAUGGAUUCCAGAUCCCAAUUCCUCAGAGCCCAUCAUUCCCUGUCAGACCCUUAGAAGAGAGAAGCCGGAACCCAACCAGCGGUCCGGAACCACUGUCAUUUGGAGGAUUCUGAACCGCCGCAAGACCCCUUCUGACCUGGACCGGCGACCUCACUCGAUGGUCCUCCCAGGUGAAGCGUCAUUUCUCAAACUGUCCAUCAAAAACAAGGUGAGGUCCUUCAAGAAAUUAAAGUCCCCAUCUGUCUUUAGAGGGAAAGCUGGCAAGCUCUCCAGUGUCAAAUUCAACAGCGACUUGAAAAAUGACAUGGAUGAUAUAUAUAUGUGCAAGGACUCUCCCUCCUCAGAGUACAAGAACGUUUCUAGGAAUAAAGCCAAGAGACAUUCAUUUGCAGGACACACUACAGACUUCUACUGUUCGUUUGAUGACAUAGACCCAGCUGGAACUCCAGAGAGUGAGCACAAGGUGCUCAAGGACACAGCUAGUAACCAAAAUGGGUGCUGUCCUAAGUUAUCCGAAAGAGAAACUUACACAAAGAAAGCUCACUCCAACUCGUCAAACUGCAACAAUUCAUCUGUGAUGGACCAUGAAGAACGAUAUGUGAAGCAAAGUCUCAAGAUACCUCAAAGAAGACGAUGGUCAAAGGGCGGCGAUGUUUUGAAUUACUUGAGAAGAAUUUCCCUCAAAGGAAGGGGAAGUUCGCCUUUGACCGAGAGCAGUUUUGAGUCGAUGAAUACCCUGGACAAAACCAUUGACUCUGACUACGGCUCGGUCAACUUUGAAUUCGUCAAAGAUUUGAACUCUGCACCUGAGCAAACGGGGCUCGAUGGCAAAAGCAGCCAUUUUAGAGGCCUACUCCGAUUUUUCAACAGUGUGGCUGAGACCGCCAUGAGAUGGAGAAACUCAUCUCGCUCAUUCUCCCCCCCUGAAGGACAGAGAUCCCCUCAGGACUCGCAAACAACUCAACUAUCAGGACUCAUCCACAAUACUCCGUUGACAUUGAGGAGUCAGCAUAAAACCGAUAGCUCAGAUAAUGGUAAAUCUACAUUAUCCACUGACUUGGCAUGCAAGGUGGUCUUACCAUCCAAUGCCACAGUGGGUGGCUCUCCUGCUGUGGUGCUGAAGGCCUGGAGAACAUGUCCAGACUCUCCACCAGAUAACAGUUCCCUGUGUAAUGACUCAGAUGGACCUCAAUCGCAGCUCAACUCGAUUCACAUCUCUCUAGUCACCAUUGAGAACCACUCAAGAAGAAGCAGAGAAGAAGCAGAGAAGAGCCCCUGCUCAGAGCCACUGGACCAGAGAGAUUUUGAAACUUUUGAACACUCAGAUCAGAUGAAGCACUUAUCUAGCACAACAGUAGAUGAAAAUCAAGAUAUAUGCAUUGCAAAUAAGAAGAAAAUACCAAAAUGUCCAGAGAACUUAUUUAAGGCCCUCUCUCAUCCUGUCGGCCAGUCACCUGCAGAUCCUCCAUUUAAAGUUCUGAUUCAGCGAUGUCGCUCACUGCCAUUGCCCACCACACUCUUGGCUCUAGAGCCACUGGACCUGACGCAUGUGCUCACUCCACCAGUGAAGUCAAAAAUUCAGUCAGGUGUUCUCGGCAUGAGGAACAGCAGCACAAGAUCCAACCGCCAGAAGCUGUUCAGACCAGGAUCAGGGCCACUGCAUGUCAACAUGUUGAUCAGUGGGGGUUCAGUGGUCAGCGCAGAAGCAGUAUGGGAUCAUGUGACGAUGGCAGAGAGGGAGCUGGCGUUCAAGGCCGGAGACCUCAUCAAAGUCCUCGAUGCCUCCAACAAAGACUGGUGGUGGGGCCAAAUUGAUGAGGAGGAGGGCUGGUUCCCCGCCAGCUUCGUGAGGCUGUGGGUUAACCAGGAAAACGGGGCCACAGAAACAGUGGAGGGUACCAAUGAGGUGCAGAAUGGACACAUUGAUCCAGGCAACGGUUGUCUGCGUAUUGGCCAACCACUUCAGAACCGAGAUCAGAUGAGGGCCAACGUUAUCAAUGAGAUCAUGAGCACUGAACGUCACUACAUCAAACACCUGAAGGACAUAUGUGAGGGAUAUUUGAGGCAGUGCAGAAAGAGGAUUGACAUGUUCAAUGAUGACCAACUAAAAGUGAUCUUUGGGAACAUUGAGGAUAUCUACAGAUUUCAAAUGGGAUUUGUGCGAGACUUGGAGAAACAGUACAACGUUGAGGAACCCCAUCUCAGUGAAAUGGGGCCAUGCUUCCUGGAACAUCAAGAUGGCUUCUGGAUCUACUCGGAGUACUGCAACAACCAUCUGGAUGCCUGCAUGGAGCUUUCUAAGCUGAUGAAGGACGGUCGCUAUCAGCACUUCUUCGAGGCCUGUCGUCUCCUCCAGCAGAUGAUUGACAUCGCCAUAGAUGGUUUCCUGCUAACUCCUGUGCAGAAAAUCUGCAAGUAUCCACUCCAGCUGGCAGAGCUGCUCAAGUAUACAGCACAGGAACAUAGUGAUUACCGUUAUGUUGCAGCAGCACUGGCUGUCAUGCGGAACGUCACCCAACAAAUCAAUGAACGCAAAAGAAGACUGGAGAACAUUGACAAGAUUGCCCAGUGGCAGGCCUCAGUGCUGGAAUGGGAGGGUGAUGAUAUUCUGGACAGAAGUUCAGAGUUGAUCUACACAGGUGAAAUGUCGUGGAUCUACCAGCCAUAUGGCAGGAGUCAGCAGCGAGUCUUCUUCCUAUUUGAUCAUCAGCUGGUUUUGUGCAAAAAGGACCUGAUACGACGGGACAUACUUUACUACAAAGGCCGCAUUGACAUGGACAGGCAUGAUGUGAGAGAUGCUAUUGACGGGCGAGAUGAUGACUUUAACGUCAGUGUGAAAAACGCGUUCAAGCUGCACAACAAAGACACAGAUGAGAUUCACAUCUUUCUCGCCAAGAAACUGGAGGAGAAGAUUCGCUGGCUAAGAGCUUUUCAUGAGGAACGCAAGAUGGUGCAGGAGGAUGAAAAAAUAGGUUUUGAAAUUUCUGAAUAUCAGAAACGACAAGCUGCCAUGACCGUACGUAAAGUGACCAAACAGAAAGGUGUGAGUCAGAUCAGGUGUAUAUUACCCAUCAUUCCCGCCAGACCAAUGACUCAUGGACGCUACAUGCUCUUUGAUGAAACGCCACAGUCCGAUGUUGAAUUCCAGAUCACCAAAUCAGGACAAUCUCCAUUCUGGCAGAACUUUGAUAAGAUAACAGUAUUAAAAAUGGCAAAAAGUAGUUCACUUAGUGUCUGAAUACUCCCAGUACUGGACUUAAAAUGACUAUUUAUUCACUGUAAAAAAAAAAAAAACAUCCCUCCACUUCAGAAAUGAGCUACUGACUGACAAUCAUGAUUCAGAUGUGCUUCUACCUGCCCAUAUUUAUACUGUAUCAUUCGCCGUUACUUUAUCUUGACUUUUAUUUUGCCUUGUGGAAUCUGAAGGCAAUAUUCAGCAGAACUGACCGACAUAAGGUGCUUGAUGGCCUGCUUUGAAAAUGGAUGUCUAUCUCAAGUGUUCUGUAUAGUUCUGGAUGAUCAAAAGCUAUUCACUCCACGGUCUCCCUCGUGUCUACAGGCUGAUCGUGAAGAUCAUUUGCAUGAGGAGAUUCACGUGUCAUUUUAAAAGUGUACCACACACUACACCAAAAAUACAGGACAAGGAAUGUGAGUUAUACACAAUAUUAAUUACCAGUUCUUCGAAACAGGGUCUCACUUUCUCAUUCGCAGAGGUGAUUUCAUCAGUUCGGGGAAAACAAUGUUUGCCAAUAUGAUUAUUCUUAGUCUUAGUUAAGCAUUAGUUAAUAUUCCAGCAUUGUAGACGUGUCACAAAUGUGUAUCAUGCUCUACUCAAUGUUUUAUAUUGCCUGAACUCAUAUGGUGAAUAUACACCGAUCAGCCACAACAUUAAAACCACCUGCCUAA
This is a messenger RNA of Myxocyprinus asiaticus (Chinese sucker), 4300 nucleotides long. RefSeq names its product spermatogenesis-associated protein 13-like. NCBI's taxonomy places the organism in Eukaryota, Metazoa, Chordata, Actinopteri, Cypriniformes, Catostomidae. Gene Ontology annotation, molecular function: protein binding; guanyl-nucleotide exchange factor activity. The record is from RefSeq and is a predicted model, not a curated record.